GUGGUUGACGUUUAAAUAUCUUAUCCAACGGAAUCGAUUGAUCAACAAUUAAAUCUCUCGAAGAUGUUUUACCCAAUUGCAUGUUUAUUAAUUCACUUCAAAAUAUUUUCAAAGUCUUAUUUUGUUGUUUAUUUCACAAUUUUGUUUUGCGUUGUUUAGUAAUCUCCAUAGAUAUUGAAAGCUCGCAAAAGAAUUUAAUUGAUUGAAAAAGAAAAUUAAUUAUCUAAAUAAAUGGAAGAUCCGAACGAAAACGUUAACGUUAAGAAACGAUCCAAAAAUGUCCGAAAAUUUCAUAAAGUACCUUGGACUACGGCCCAAAUGACAAAACUUGUCAAUAGAAAUCUAUAUUUAGCUACAACCGCACAGGAGGUGUUUUUUUAUAUAAUAUUAAUUAUUUGUAUGAGUAUAGCUGCAUUAGGUAUAACAAAAUCAACGGAUUUUUUUAUGGCAGAAAAUCUUCGCAAACAACUGAUCGAUCAUACCACGAUACCUUAUCCAGAAGCGGAAAACACAAGCAACGUAAAAUUCAACGAAAUUUCAACCGUUGACGAAAUUUGGGAUUACCUCACCAAUCAUUUAUUAGUAAUUCUUUAUCCAGACGAAUUCCAACACACAAAUCAAUCAGAUAAAGGUAUCGGUACAGAAAAUAAAAUGGUAGGAAUUCCGAUCAUCCGACAAGUAAUGGUGGCACCGAUUAAAUGCCCGGAUCCUUUUCCAAAUAUCACCGAAGAGUGUUUACCGAGUUACACAACAAGUAAUUCGUACAAAAAGGAUAUAGAAGGUACCAAUUACACUUAUAAAAAAGCGUCCGAAACGAAAGCUGCAAAUUGGAAUGGAAGAAUAAGCAGUUAUGGAGGUGAUGGUUUCGAAAUUGAAUUACCAAGAACUUACGAAGAAGCGGAAGAAGUUUUGGAAAAUUUAAAAUUAGGGAAUUUUAUUCGAAACACAACCCGAGCCCUGUUUAUUACUUCAGCUUACUAUAAUCCGCACGUUAAUUUGUUUACACUGGUUUUGAUCGUUUUUGAAAUCCCACCAACUGGCGGAGUGGUUCCAACGAGCAAUUUUUUCACGUGGAGGAUGCCUCGGUACACGACAGCGACGGAUUUUUUCGUUUUAGCCUGCGAAAUUAUUUUUAUCUUAUUAAUUGUUUUCUAUACUAUCGAAGAAAUUCGGGAGAUUAUCUUUUUACGGAAAAGAUUUUUUUAUGAAUUUUGGAAUUACGUUGAUGUAUUGUUAAUAGCGGUAAAUUUUCUUUGUUUUUAAUAUUUAUAGGUUUUAUUUAUGUUAUAUUCUCACCUACACCUAUAAUUCUUUCAAAUCCCUCGAAUCACCUCGAAUAAAAGUUAAGUCGUUGCUUACUGCCUGGUCGUGGAAAUCAACCUCAACCGUUGAUUUAUUAUUUAUUUAUACAUGGAAGAUGUAGCGACAGAACAAGUCCUAUUAGGAGCUACCUCACAACUAUACUAUACAUAC
Molecule: messenger RNA, 1473 nt
Organism: Onthophagus taurus
Lineage: Eukaryota; Metazoa; Arthropoda; Insecta; Coleoptera; Scarabaeidae
Source: RefSeq, a predicted model, not a curated record